Molecule: messenger RNA, 636 nt
Organism: Trichomycterus rosablanca
Lineage: Eukaryota; Metazoa; Chordata; Actinopteri; Siluriformes; Trichomycteridae
Gene: pgfb
Product: placental growth factor b
Exons: 6
Coding region: 1-522 (173 amino acids)
Biological process (GO): response to hypoxia; positive regulation of protein phosphorylation; positive regulation of mast cell chemotaxis
Cellular component (GO): membrane
Molecular function (GO): chemoattractant activity; growth factor activity; vascular endothelial growth factor receptor binding
Source: RefSeq, a predicted model, not a curated record
AUGGAGCAACAUAGUGUCUCUCGUAAGCAAUACGGCUCUGUGUGUCAGCAUCUGCUAGGUAAAAAGAAACAGCCGGGGAAUACAUGCAUGUCAGAGGGGGGCACGGGGGUGUGUUCCUCCUCGGUUAGAGUUAUCCUGUUUCAGGAGGUGUGGGGGCGAAGUUUCUGCCACACCAUCGAGAUGCUGGUGGAUAUAGUGCAGGAGUAUCCUGGAGAGGUGGAGCACAUGUACAGCCCUUCCUGUGUGCCUUUGAUCCGCUGUGCUGGUUGCUGCGGAGACGAGAAAUUGGAAUGCCACCCAACACUAACCUCCAAUAUUACUAUGCAAUUAUUAAAGCUGAAACCAACAGAGCACGGCCAAGAAUAUGUGGAAAUGACAUUUGUGGAGCACAAAAGUUGUGAAUGUAGACUAAGAAAGCCUACGCCGAAACAUGACAGGUGGAAGCCAAGAGGAAGGGGAAGAAAAAGAAAGGAGAAACAGCGAGUAAAGGACUGUGAUGGGUGCCAGCCUCCUCAGCGCUAAAUGCAGUUGCUCUGCCCAUCCUGUACUGCCCACCCCUUCUGCUAGCUACUAACAGCAUCCUGCAUCACCUUAACCACCAAAUCCAAGAUGCACCGUUCUCAUGGUGAUGGAGAU